AUGCUUUCGCAUUUUGGCUCCUUCGCACCCCUCAAUCGGGCCAUGGAUCAGUUUCAAACAGUCCUCCACUCAAGGCGUGAAUCCUUCACCUGUGCAGCCUUGGGCAUCAAUGCCUGCCCUAAGGCAGCCCUGGCAGAAGCGCCCGUGGUCAGGCCUCUGAUCGAUGUGGUGAUCGUGCGGUGCAAGGAAGAUGUAAGCUGGGUCCUCGAUUGGCUAGCCAGAGUGCUCCGGGACGAGUGGACGCCUGAAGUGGCAGGCCUCCAGAUGAGGCUUCUGGUCUAUGAGAAGUGCUUCUCAACUCAGACCUCAGAAGCUGAAGCCAUGACUGGCCAUCAGCUCAUCGACCAACUCCUGGGUUUGGGCGCUCUACACCCAGGCAGCAUGGUCAUCUCUCUUGCAGAGCCAGUAGGCUUCGAGAAUGUGGCAUAUGUGCACUACUGCAUGUCGUCGCAGUGGAGAGACUCCGACUUUGUGGUUUUCCUACACGGCUAUCCUUUCGAUCACACCAAUGAGAAGAUGCUCGAUGAUCUCCUGAGGUCAAUGGCGCAGGGCACCUAUUCG
Symbiodinium pilosum is the source of this 561-nucleotide messenger RNA. The record is from the annotation of a GenBank genome assembly. NCBI's taxonomy places the organism in Eukaryota, Dinophyceae, Suessiales, Symbiodiniaceae.